This is a messenger RNA of Pseudogymnoascus destructans, 3520 nucleotides long. RefSeq lists its product as uncharacterized. Gene Ontology annotation, cellular component: fungal-type cell wall. Gene Ontology annotation, biological process: trehalose catabolic process. The record is from RefSeq and is a predicted model, not a curated record. Lineage: Eukaryota; Fungi; Ascomycota; Leotiomycetes; Thelebolales; Thelebolaceae. The transcript is spliced from 4 exons. The coding region runs from base 359 to 3520 and encodes 1053 amino acids. Gene Ontology annotation, molecular function: alpha,alpha-trehalase activity; carbohydrate binding.
GGACCGACCGUGGCGGAGGCGUCGGCGCGGGGUACUCAGUAGAUCCACCGGCGACCAUCGCUGCUUACGGCGAUCACUAUAUCGCGAUGUGGGCAGACCGCUGCGUCAUCUUGGAGGGUUCGGCCGGACAGGGCUCGCACUUGUUGGAUUCCAGGGUUCAGUAAACAAACCGCUACCUGAUGCGCGGUGGGUCUCCCCCGGCGAUUCUCAAGGGGAUGCUUUAUGCUGUGCAGGGUUCUGUGCUACAAAGAAGUCAAGAAGAGAGACCGACCCAGUAGACGUUGGCGACGACCGCCCCAGACCCAAUUGAUUAUCUAGAGUCAACCCCAGAAAAAAAAAGUAGAAAUACAUAUCCAAGAUGUUUCGAUUUCUGGUUGCUACUCUCACAGUGUUGGGCUGCCAGCUCUCACCUGCUAGAGCUGUGGAGGUGGAGCAAAAAGAUUUCUCAAUCACAAAUACUAAUGUAUCAGCUGUGUGGAACCAGACCGAUUGGUCUAUUACCACCGUCGAUUACGUGCCAGCACAGUACCAGUCGCGAAUCUCUCUCUCAAACGGAUACGCCGGUGCUUCAUUGGCGGCAGCAGGCCCGUUCUUCGAGUAUGAUGUGAACCAGACAAACCCCUACGGCGAUGAGCCGGCAAAUCUGUGGCCUUUGUUUUCUCGCCGACUGUCUUUCUCUACUAUUAGCGGCUUCUACGACGUCCAGCAGAAUGGCAGCGGCACAAACUAUCCAUGGCUGGAGCAGUACGGAUAUGAGUCGUUCAUUGCUGGCAUUCCGCACGCAACUGGAAUUAUUUUCACCUUCGGAGAUGCCACGUUGGAUAGCACCGCAGAUCCAAGUGAGAUCUCCAACUUCGAAUCCAGUUUGACCUUCAAGACCGGAGUAGCCACAUGGACUUAUAAAUGGAGUCCUGCUGGCGUUUCGACGACGUUCCAAGUCAGCUUCAAGGCCAUCUUCAGCAGGGUAGCGCCGAAUCUUAUUGCGGUUGAGGCGCAAAUUACUCCUUCAGGCGAUGUCAAUGGCAAGGUGACAGACGUGUUGGAUGGCAGGAGUGCUGUCCGGUCUUACUUGGCUGAGAAAAAAAUGGACGACCAUUCUACAACCAUCCUCACUGCGGUUCAUCCCGAUAAUCUCCCCAAUGUUACAGCAUACUUGGUUUCUACUGCCGAGUUUGACGACACAUAUACAGACAAGUCUUCCAGAGUAGAGGCUUCAGCACCGAUCGUCAGCACAAACGAGACAACCAUUGGGCAGACCUUCAACAUUGCAUUGAAGUCAGGACAGACAGCAACCUUCCACAAGUAUGUUGGCGUUGCGUCAACCGACAAAUUUGAAGACGCCGAGGCUGUGGCGCGAAAGGCAUCGAAAGAUGGAAGCGCUGCGGGAUGGAAUGCGGCGGUCUCCGACCAUGUCGCUGCAUGGGGAGAGCUCAUGACAGAGGCUGCCAUUGACAACUUCACGGAUCCCACAACCGGCCAACUUCCACCUGAUGCAAACAUUGAAAUCCUCCAAAUCGCCACUGUUGCAAAUAGCUUUUACCUACUCCAGAGUCUGCAGCCCGAUGGAUCUGGCCUCAACGACAACAGUAUUUCAGUGGGCGGACUGGCCUCGGAAUCUUAUGCUGGUAUGAUUUUCUGGGAUGCCGAUUACUGGAUGGCUCCUGGACUCAACUUGCACUUCCCCAGCUACAGCAAGCAGAUUAGCAAUUAUCGAGCUAAGCUGUUCGACCAAGCGAAGGCUAAUGCAGCAUUCAAUAACUACUCGAACGAAAGUGCCCUGUAUUCGUGGACUUCGGGGCGAUUCGGCAACUGCACUGGCACGGGACCUUGUGUCGACUAUGAGUACCAUCUGAAUCAUGACAUUGCAUUCAACUUGGUGCAACUGUACAAUAUCACGCAAAAUAAGACGUGGUUCGAUAAUGGCCCAAGGCAGAUUGUUGAGAGCCUUGCGCACAUGACAGGGGAGCUCUUGGAAUACAAUGAGACAACCAAGACCUACUGGAUUCAUAACAUGACUGAUCCAGAUGAGUACGCUAACCAUAUCGACAAUGGAGCAUUUACUAUUGCCUCUGCUGCUGACCUUCUCCUCGUCGCAAACGGUCUUCGUCGAAACAAUGGCGAGGCCAUCAACGAGACCUGGCAACAAAUGUCGGAGAAUAUCGAGUUCCCAACCUCACCUUCUGAUAUAACUCUGGAGUACCAGACCAUGGACAAUAAUGUCAAUGUCAAGCAGGCUGAUGUUAUCUUGCUCGCCUACCCAUUGGACUAUGACCAAAACAAUUAUACCGAGGCUGAUAAGCUGUUGGAUCUGGAUUAUUAUUCCAACCGACAGUCUCCAAAUGGGCCGGCUAUGACCUACUCCAUUUCUGCCAUAGUAGCGAACGCCAUCUCCCCAUCCGGUUGUGCUGCAUAUACCUUCACACUCAAUGGCUUCCUUCCAUAUCUCCGUGCGCCAUUCUACCAGUUCUCUGAGCAAAACGAUGACAACGUCAAGAGGAACGGCCACCAAAACCCAGCCUUCCCAUUCUUGACCGGCCACGGCGGCGCCAACCAGAUCGCCCCCUUCGGCUUCCUUGGUCUCCGCACCGAUCAGCAACACUUAUUCAUCAACCCAUCCCUACCCCCUCAGAUCCCGCACCUGAAACUGCGAGACAUCUAUUUCGCCGGCGCCGGUUUCCGCAUCUCCAUGAACCGCACACACACCACCAUCACCCGCUUCUCAACCGAAGGCGUCCCCACCCUCACAGACAAAUACGCCGGAACCAGCAUGCCCAUCGACGUCGGCACCCCUGGUGACAACCAGGCCAUCUACAACAUCGACGUCGACCAAACCAUCUACGUCCCCAACCGCCUCUACUUCGACAACAUCACCUACACAGGCAACCUCCUCCAAUGCCAGAAAGUCUCCUCCACCGAUGCCUACGCUCCCGGCCAAUUUCCGCAAGCCGCCAUCGACGGCGCUAUCGCCACGGCGUGGCAGCCUACUGCAAAUGGCUCGGCAAGCAUUCUCAUUGAUAUGUCCAGCGGCUCAUAUGAGAAGGUCAACCAGCUCUACUUCAACUGGGGCUCGCGCCCGCCUCGCCGCGCGGUAGUGUCGUUCGGUAAUGAGACAGCAUCUGACUGCAACGGCCAGCGCCAGCUCAGCGGGAAGGUCAUCAGGAUCCCGCUUAACUCCAUCAAACCGAAUGAUCCCUUCGAUGCUGCCGUAGCGGCUGCCGCGGUCGUGAAACCGUAUAUUGGCAACGAGACGCUGAUUUCGGUGCCUGCUGACGCGUGGUCCGGGAACUGGGUGAAGUUGGAGAUUGAGGGGUGUUGGGCGAAUGGGGAUGAGGAUCAGAAGGGCGCGACGGUGGCGGAGUUUGUGGUUGUAGGAGGUGGUGCAGGGGUUGUCGGGGGCGAGGGGGGAGGGAAGGGGAAUGGAACGUAUAAUGGGGGGCCGGCGAGUAAUAAUACGGUUGCGGGGACGGGGACGGGGGCGGGGGCGGAGGGGGCGGAUGUUGGGGCAGAGGUGGCGGGAUAG